Messenger RNA from Mixia osmundae IAM 14324, 2445 nucleotides. RefSeq names its product glycosyltransferase family 71 protein. The record is from RefSeq and is a predicted model, not a curated record. The transcript is spliced from 4 exons. Lineage: Eukaryota; Fungi; Basidiomycota; Mixiomycetes; Mixiales; Mixiaceae. Gene Ontology annotation, molecular function: alpha-1,2-mannosyltransferase activity. The coding region runs from base 372 to 2186 and encodes 604 amino acids. Gene Ontology annotation, cellular component: Golgi apparatus. Gene Ontology annotation, biological process: mannan biosynthetic process.
CCCUCUCUCUCUGCCACAGCGCAAAGCAUAAGUAGCGAGAUGUCAGCCCUCUUUGGCCAUCGAUCGGCAAUUCAGGUCAUUCUCCCCUCACGAGGCUUUGCGAGUACGUCUCUGGCGCUGGCAGGCUACAAGAUCAAGACGCAUAAAGGCACGGCGAAGAGAUGGACAGCUCUUGCGUCAGGUCUUUUCAAGCGUGGCAAGGUGGGAAAGCGACAUCUCAACGUGACACUCACACCAGAACGACGUCAGAGACUGGGCGGCAUCGCGUAUGCCAACGCUUGGGAGACGAGGCAUCUGCGCAAACUGCUGCCCUACUACAAGUCCGCCUGAACUGGCGAACGUGAGGAGGUCCGUUCGAUAUCGCUUGGGCGAUGCAGGCCGGCGUCGUCACGGGAUCCUCUUUCGCGACCCGUUUGCUGCAUCGCGACCGCCAUCAAGCGGAAGAGAGCUUUGGUCUGCUUCUGCUGACGAGUCGCGCAAACAUGGUCAGAUAUACGAUGCGACAGAGUCCCUGUGCCCUGGGCUGCACAAUCGUCUUGCUCCUCGUGCUCGCCUUUGUCAUCAUGACCGUCACGCAGACCAGGCAUAGCUCGAUGCCGGCCGAAUUCGAACAAGGCCACUCGCAAGCCGCGUCUGCGAAACCUGCCAACGACAUGGAGACGCACACUGUGAUGAAUCUGCCAGAAGAAGGCGAUCGAGCAAGCAAUGCCUCAGCUUGUCGAUCCAUUGAUCCUAAUUGCAAAUCUCAGUUGAUGCUUAGCACCUCUCGCAGCGAGCUAGAGGAAUGGCUGCGAAGUCAUGCCAGCCCGAUGGCACUCGCAAGCCCUCUCGCUGCGCGUUUGAGCACUUGGCAAGCUGUACCGCCGGCAGAAACCGCCACUUUCGUAGCGAUCAAUCGUCUGCAAUGCUCCUCUGCCAAAAUUGCGCAUAAUGUGCAAGACGAGAUGGGAUUGGCAGAAGUGUGGGCUUCACUGUCUGCUGCAGAGCUCGCAUCCAUGCGCGAAGAUCUCAUCGACUCUCUUGGCGCCGUGACGCAAGCUCGCGUCGGCGGAUCUGGCAAAGGAAGAGGCAUCGUCAUGAUCGUAGCGCCAGAUCAAUUCGAUCAAGCCCUCAUCACGCUACGUAUGAUCAGAAGGUACGGCGCAGACCUCAGCAUCGAGAUAUUCAGCUACGAGACUGAAGUAACGCCGAGCGGUCAUCUACACGAACUCAGAGAGCUCAACGUGUACUUGCGAAAGCUGACAGGCGUCUCACGCUGGCCUGACUACCGCGGCUUAUCCACUCAGAUCAGAGCCUCAGCGAUCAUCGAUUCGAGCUUUGACGAAGUGCUCAUGAUCGAUGCAGACACUCUGCCCUUGCAAGAUCUAGGCGGGACAGGCACAGACCACUCGGACGUAUACAUCUUCGAAUCAAUUGCUUACAGGCGGCUCGGCGUCAUGAUCUGGCCACUUGCUCGCAAACAGCCUCCACAUAAUCCCGUUUGGCAGCUUCUAGGCGUUCCUUGUCGCAACGAAUGGACAGCCGACUCGAGCGUGCUGCUCAUCGACAAGACGAGACACAUCGACGUGCUGCGCCUGAUCGAGCAGAUAAGCCUAGGACCCCAUGCGGCUACUUGGACGACGCUCGUAGGAACAUCAGGAGACGCCUUCCGCUUUGCGUUGCUCGCGCUUCGAAAGCGGUGGGCUGUGCCUGGCAAAGCCUUCGGAUUGCUGCACAGCGCGAGUCGAAGCGGCUCAUGCAGACAGGCAUUGCUGCAUUAUGAUCACCGCGGUCUUCCGAUCUUUGCCCAUCUCGGCCUGUCGCCUGUCAAAAAUCUGACGGAGCAAGCCGUCUGGAACCGUGCUACCUUUAUGGAUGUCGGGCGCGAACGAAGCACCGAUCUCGACAUAGAUGCAGACCAUCUGGUCGAUGCUGCGCUAGAUGGCAGUACGCAGACGACUCGGCAUGAUCAGCCUGUCUUGCGCUCCCGAGCAGCUCUCGAACUCGGUCUAUCCUUGACCUCUUCUUGCGGAGGUACAGCGUGCUGCUUCGAGCUAGCAUUCAGACAGCCUUUGCAAGUCACAACCGACGAGAUAGACUGGCGCAAUCCACUGCGGACAGAGUCAGUGCAAGCUCAUCCGAUAUUGCGACAAUUCUCGCAGCAUUACUUUGCAGCUGCGCCAAAGUACAACAACACGCUCAGCUAGAAUGCAUCAUGUUGAGCUGCCUGCUUGCUCGAGUGCUCCCACCAGACCGUCGAGAGAGGAGCGGUCGAACAGCAUGAGCGUGCCAAACAUUUCUACUCCGAAAUCGAGACCCUCUGCUUCUUGCGUUCUUGCUGGGGCUUGCUGGUACGCAAAAUCGAGCACAUGUUUUGCGUUUUGCGCGAGUAUCUCAUCUUCGACGUGAUAAGGGUACAACUGGGCUUCCUGAGCUUGCUUCUUGGGCGUCUUGGCUUUCCGACGC